Oncorhynchus gorbuscha (pink salmon) is the source of this 6349-nucleotide messenger RNA. It is a transcript of the gene kansl1b, whose product is annotated as KAT8 regulatory NSL complex subunit 1b. Gene Ontology annotation, molecular function: histone acetyltransferase binding. The record is from RefSeq and is a predicted model, not a curated record. The transcript has 15 exons. Gene Ontology annotation, cellular component: NSL complex. NCBI's taxonomy places the organism in Eukaryota, Metazoa, Chordata, Actinopteri, Salmoniformes, Salmonidae. The coding region runs from base 512 to 3880 and encodes 1122 amino acids.
UUGUCAGACUUGAAAUCCGAGGGAGAGGAGCGAGCCGCCAUUUUCUGUGUGACGCUCUCCCUAAAACGGCAACAAUAAAAACGGAUUGCCGUGGAAAAUACAUAACAAAUCGUCGAUAAAUGGCGUUGGGAAACAAUACCAAUUCAACCGCAUUUGAAAUAAACUCGAUUGAACAUUAAUAAUUGCAGAGAGAGAGAGAAGAGAGCAAGCUGACUCGGUUCCCCAAGUACGCGUUGUUUCGCCCAUUUCGUGAUUUCGGGAGUAACACGGGGUUACCCAAUUUGGAUCGCACGAGACUGAUUUUGUGAAGAGGCAUUCUCGAAUUAUUUGUUUUUCAACAUAUUUUGUUUCCUUGAUGAAAUUACUAUCAAAGUGCGGGAUUUGUUUCUAAAAAUUUAACCGGAUCGGCUCCUCGUCACGUGGCUGUCCUCUGGCGAGGCGGUAGGUGGGUGGUGUGGAGCUGGCCUCGGCACCGGGAGAGGCCCCCUCGCCCGCCCCCUCCCUGUGCUGCAUGGCUGCGAUGGCGCCCGCUCUAACCGACGCGCCGGCCGAAGCUCACCGCAUCCGCUUCAAACUGGCUCCGCCCUCCUCCAACCUCUCCCCGAGCGGCGUGGAGAGCAGCGGAGGCACCAGUCACAUCCUCGUCUCCAGCAACGGCACCGUCAAGCGCAAGGCCCCUGAAGAGCGCGGUCCCCACGGGGGGUCCAUCACAGGUAAGGGGAGGGAGGACUCGCCGCGAGGCAACGAGGCUCCUUCCACACCUCUUGGGAAAUUACAGCCGCUGGUGGCGUCGUACCUGUGCUCGGACGUGACGUCCGUUCCCUCUACCAAGGAGUCACUGAAACUGCAAGGCGUCCUGCUGCAGAAACACGGCCUUCUGCCCAGCUUCCUGCCCAGGAAACACAAGACACUGGAGCUGUCAGAGGAGCAGCUGAAGAGCAUCAUGAGUAACAGCAGAGGAGGUGGUCCCCCUGCCCUGUCAAGCUCGCCGCCACCGGUCAACGGCGUGGCCAAGAAGUUGGCUAAAAACGGGGCGGACCGUGACCGGGACAGUAUGACAACAGUCAAUGGAGGUAAUAACAGGCCUCCUGCUGGACAUGGACUGGACUCCCCAGUGCACCAGCCCCAACCCCACACAGCUGCCUCUAGAGGAAACUCUCCUCUUAACGGGGGAGGGCAGCACCAGCAGCCCACAGGACUGUCCUACAACCCUGCUGGAAACACUGAACAGCCAGCAGCCCCCGCAGCCUCCACCAACACCCCCAUGGACUGCCCUGACAGCAAACCCUCAGAACGGCCACCAUCGCUAGCCACGGACACAUCAUCCCUUUCCCCAACGGACCGACAGACCUCUCUGGGCCUGGGCAGCCUUGGAGUGGACGUUAAGGAGAGGACUCAGCAGAGCCAGAGCCGGCAGGGCGAGAUCGAGGGGCGUCUGCGGCGCCUGAGGAAGCGCCUCCAGGUGGUUCAGGCCAAGCAGGUGGAGCACCAUGUCCAGCAGCAGCUGGGGGGGCUCCUGGAGAGCACCCUGGGACCACUGGAUGCCCUCCGACCUGGCGGGAGACGAGGAGGCCAGGACGCCCCCCUCACCCCGCAGGAGAGGGAGGGGCUUGGGCGAUUCCUGAAGGACGGCUCUGUACCGGCGGAGCUGGAGCGCUUGUCUCUCAGCGGAACCACCAACCUGAGGUCCACGGAGAGUGCCUUCGACUCGGACGCCACGGAGAGCAGCUCCGGAGGAGAGACUGACGUGGAAGAGGACGAGCUCACCAGGGUGGACAUCGAGCAGCGACACAUCUCUCUAUGGAGACGUGCGGAGGGGCGCUACGCGGUGGAUAGGGCCUCCAUAGUCAGCCACUGGAACUGGCUGCAGGCCCACGUGUCUGACCUGGAGUACCGCAUCCGCCAGCAGACGGACAUCUACCGCCAGCUCCGCUCCAACAAGGGUUCCAUAAUGCUGGCAGAGACCUCCCUCUUUGACGUGUCACCCGAGGACAGGAAGGUGAAGGCGGAGCCUGUUGGUUGCCCUGUAAUGCAGGAGUGCGGCUCAGACGGUGGGGCGGAGGGUCCUGGAUCCGUGGAAACGAGCCCGAGGAAAGGGUGCGCGUCCGGGAGACAGGUCAACGGGAUCAUCAACAGCCUGCGGCCUGUCUCUCCCGAGGGUUCUGACCCGGAAGAGCAGCUGAGGAAGCAGCAGCAGAACCAGCCCUUGCCCCAGCUACUGUGCUCCCCUCAGGAUGACACGUGUGUGUCGGCCCGAACACGGCCCCUCCUCAGCUGCAAGAGACGACGCCUCGUCAGGCCCAGCACCGUCACCAACCUCAACCGCAAGGGCCAGAGGCUGAGCGUACCGGGUCCUCGCUGCGGCUGCGAGGUCAACCCCCAGUGUUUGACGUGUGGUGGCCGCACCCUCUCCUCCUCUGACGUCCAGUAUGAGCGUCCUCUACUGGAGAGGCUGUCCCAGUUUGACCCCUGCGUGCACCCCAUCCUCUCCCUCACAGACGACGUGGCGAUGAGUCUGCACCUGCAGCGCGUCCUCAAGUCCCACUGGAACAGCCGGCCGCUGGAGAAGAUCAAACCCCUGAAGAAAUCCUCCCUGAAACACAAGCUCUCCGUGGGACGUCCCCACGACCCCUCCGCCUCCUUCACCCCCAAAGACAAACACAAGAUGACCAACUCCCUCCUCUCCACAGUCCGCCUGUCCCACCACAAGGUGCGUUCAGAGAAGCUACACAGGCAGCAGCUGGACAGCCUGCUAGGGUCCACCAAGCUGGAGGGCCGCCCCCACUACCGAGGGGAGCGGGGCCACGGGCCCUACGACAAGAGCCACACACGCAAGAGGCCCCGAGAACACUCACUGUCACUAGACAGGAUGGACAACACCCCUAAGCUGUACCUGGAUGGGGGCAGUCUGUGCCCGUCUCUAUCUGCUGGGCUCCACACCCCCGCCCACAGCUCCCUGCUCCGACAGCUGUCAGCCUCCUCAGAGACCUGCUCCAUGCCCUUCACCCCCUUCAACAGCAGCCUGAGGGACAACAGCACCCCGCACCAGCCCAUCCGCAGGAGGAGGGGAGAGAGCUCCUUUGACAUCAAUAACAUCGUCAUCCCCAUGUCUGUGGCUGCCACCACCCGCGUGGAGAAGCUUCAGUACAAAGAGAUCCUCACCCCCAGUUGGAAGGAGGUUGACAUUUGUUCUAAGCCAAUCGCUGAGGAGGCUGACAUUGAGGAGGUUGAGGACCUGACGGACACUGCAUUCUCCCAGCUGCACCAAUCCUGCGAGGACCAGGAGCGUUCCCGCUGGAGCUGGACGGCCAGCGCCAUCGCCAAGAGGAGAGGCAGCCGUUCAUAUGUCAGUGGCCGGUCGGACGGUCGCACCACUCCCCUUCUGGGCUGCAACAACCCCUCCUCCCCGGACACAGCCCACUUCCACGCCCUGCCGGACUACGGCAGCGCUGCCUCCCCCUGCUCCCCGGCCAGCCCCGACCUGCAGUCCUACCCUUACGCCCCAGGGUGUUACACAGCAGGAGGGUACUCCUACACCCCUAUAGGAUCCAGGGACUCCUACCGCCUGCUCUCCAACGAAGACACGCGCUGCUCCACGCCUGACGGAACCUACGAAGAACUGGUUCCCAUCCCAGUACACCCAUGGGACCGGAGGAGCUUCCCCCUGGAGAAGGACCCGCCGCCAGAGCCCGAGGAGCAGCCAGGGAACACAGAGGAGCGCCCCUACAGAACCAUGCGCCACAUCUCCGGCUGCAAGACAGGCUCGUCCAGAUCGGAGUCUGACACCGGGGGUUCCCCCUCGCCGCUUCCCCCUGACGACAGCAGCAAGCAGAAAGCCCCCUCCGCCUCCACCACUCUCACCAGACCCUCCCACCGAUGAAUGAAGGCUCUCCCCGCAUAAAGGACUCGUCACUUUUUUUUCUCUCACAAGACUCUAAACAAGAACCACAUCAACAAUGGAAUAAUGGACUCCUGUUGUUUGAUAUUCAAACAUCAGUCAAAUUCUUUCACAGUUUUUAGUGAACACAGACAGAGACCCCCAUCAGAAAUCAGUUUUGUUCUUUCUUUUCUUGGUCACCGAAAUGAACAAAUAUAUAAAAGUGAAUGGGGAGAAAAAGGAGAGAAAUUAGACUGAAAGCUGAAUUUGUGAUGAGCAGGACGUAGAGUCGCUUCCUGUUUCUGGGCCAAUGGGCUGAGCGCUAAGCAGCAACUCAGGCAGUGUGUGUACCUUUGUAGCGUUCUAUUCCCCACCACCCUAUGUCAGUGCAAAAUGGAGUGAGUACAACACAAAACAGCAAUGCCUUGUUGUCAUAGCUUGUUAUGUUGUCCCCUUGAAUCAACCUAAUAAAGAGCCCCAGAGAAUGGGAAAUGUUCCUUUAUGCACUUGUUUCCCAGAGCUGUAGUAGUAAUCAGUUUGCCAUUUUCCUUGAUGUCUUGUCUGCUUUCCUUUCCUCCCUGUCUGCAUUGGUAUAGUUGUUUUCUACAUAUAGGUUUAAUAAUAUAUUUCCUCUCAACCCCGUCACAUAGACUGAUGGCACACGUGGUUGUUGGGGCGGUGUAUGAAAUUAGCACAGCAAGUAAUACCACCCUCAAUAUGAGAUUACACAUACACUAGUUUGAAUAGAUCCUUCAAACAGCCAAGCCAAAAGUGAAGCAAAUAAAUAAUCAUUUGGAUAUGUUCACUAGUAUAACGGCAGAAAAAGACGCAUCACCUCUCUUACAUAGAAAUGGAGUUGAUUUCGGUGUCUUUGUUCAACUGUGCAUAUUGAAUUUCUGUCUUCAUUUUCGAUGUGGUGUGCGUGCUGUUAUUUCACGCUUUUCUGAUUUUUGGUUUGGAUAAUGUGCAAGAAAUCACUUAAAAGUGUGCAGUCGGGUUCCAAUUACAAAGAAAGUUCCUCUGUUUUUGAAUGUAGUAUUUUGACUUCAUCUUGGAUUCAAGGCCCUUCAUUAUUCGCUCCACUUUACAUUUCUGUACCCUAGCUAUUGACACGGGUUGCAGUAGUUCACAUCCGAUGCAAUGUUUCCAGCUUGUAAUGCAGAAUUGCCAUGCAAUUUCAUGUCACUCAGUAUAGUAAAAGAAAACAUGAGACAAAAAUAUGUAAAUGUACCUCAUUUGUCUCGGUCCUUUGUCCCUAUCUGUUUUUGGAAUUGCACAAGGCAGAUGUCAAUGUACCUGUUGGAUUGUCAAUGCAGUUCCACAAUUGGAUUAAAAUCACUCAAGCUCUUGAGUCUUAUUGGGGGUUCAAAUGUCAUGUUGGUUAAGUCAAAUGAUUUUCAUGUAACAGUGCAAAACAAAACUAAGUAUGGGUUGUGUUCAUUAGAGCAAACAAAAUGUUCUGAAAUGGUGGACAAGUCCAGGUAAAUCCUGCCCGUUAUAUUCCUUUGGUACCUACUGAACUCUGCCAUCAGUUCCCAGCACCCCCGCUUUGUCCCUCCCUGCAGAUGAAGUGGAGUAUUGUACAGAAAGCCUCUAAAGAGGCUUAUGUUUGAGUCACUACGUCAGAAGGUUGUGGCUAUCACCCACCCACCUGCUAUGUAGGGCUUUCAGUUGGAGUCCAUUUGAGCCUGGCCGUUUCUACUUGGUCACUUUGUGCGUCUGAUUCAUGCUCUGCCCCAGCAGUCAAACCCACAUGUUAGUUUGCUAAACCUACGAUUGCCCCAACCAAUGCCCUGCUCUUGUUCCAAUCACCGCUAAUAUGGAAUCAUGUCUUGAGUUGUUUGAGCCUCGCAAGUAAAAAAUUGUGCGGGGGAUCAUUCACAUCACUGUUCAGUUGAGCCUUUUUGUCUCUACCUUCCUUGAUUCUGCUGUCUCAUUUCGAGGAGGUAAUGUGAGGCCUUCCCUGGUGAAUAAUUCUCCCACAGGAGUCUGUCUUGUCCAGACCGACCGAAAGACAAACCGAACUCUUUCUAGGGACCAUCGAUGCCUAUCCCUUUCUUCUCACAGAAGUCCCGCCUAUCCACUACGGUUUUUUGUCUGUGAGUGGGGAUCGGAGGACCCACCAGGCAGAAACUGUUUCGAUGUACAAUAGGGUUUGACUAGCGUUGAAAAGCCGAUAUAUUGUCUGGGCUAUUUUCGUACUUAGAAUUUCCAACGUGAUGAAUGGGGGUGGGUGAGUCUGGUAUAUCCUUUAGCAUGUAAUAGUUUGUACAAAAAGAGUAUAUUUUGUAAAUAAUUAAACAGUGUUUGAUGUUCAGGCUGUAGCUGUCCUGAUUGUAUAGGGAGAAGCCACGACAAAUACACUAUAUUGAACACUUUCUUUAUGCAGAGGCAAAAAAAAAAGUUUAUGGAUUGACAAAUCCGACGGGCAGGCAGCGUGUUCUUCUCAAAAUAAAAGUGAAAUAUAUUGUA